UGUCCGCCGUUCUUUGGUGCUGUUCGUCCACCUAGGCAGACGCAAAACGUCGAAAGACGUUUUGAAAGAAUCUUUAGCAUUUUCUCUUCGCUGAUUUUCAGCCAUCCUAGAGCGUCCUUCCAAGCUACCAUGACCUUACUACUGGUGCUACUGUGCGCUGCCAUCGCGUAUGGAGCAAGCACUCGUAAUACCAGCCACUCUCACCUAACGACUCCGGAAACCACCGACGGUGACGUGGAUGGCCGCAUCAAGUUGCCUGGAAAAGCAUCACGCUUCAUUGGUGCCUCGGUUGAGCUCUUGGAUAGCGUGUUGCCAGGAAACCUGGCGGAUGCCAUCAAUGUGACGGACACGAGCAAUGACAGCGCCUGCUACCCGCUCGUGGGCUGCUUCCGCAGUCGGGACCCGCUGACGGUGCCGCUCUCCUUUCCCGAUCCGCCGGAGAAAAUCAACACGAGCUUCCCGCUCUACUCGCGGCAGAACCGCGACUCACCGCUGCGUCUUGACUACAGGUCUCGGGCGAGCGUCGAGCGGCUCAACCUGUUCCGCGAGCGCAAGCCACUGAAGCUGAUCAUCCACGGCUGGCAUGAGGCGGGCGACAGCGAAUGGGUACUCGAAGCGAAAGACUUGCUUCUGAACCUGGAAGACUGCAACGUGAUCGUGGUGGACUGGCGGGGUGGCUCACAGCAAAGCAACUACAUCCGGUCGGCUGGCAACACAGCGCUCGUCGGCCGCGAGGGGUCGCUGUUGCUCCAGCAACUGUUGUCCAUCUACCGCAACACCUUGAGCCCCGAGGACGUGCACGUGAUAGGCCACAGCUUGGGUGGCCAGGUUUCUGGGUUCCUUGGUCGCCACUUCCUCAACCAGACCGGCGUGCGCUUAGGGAGGAUCAGCGCUCUGGAUGCCGCUGCUCCGCUCUUUGAAGACACGGACGUGUUCCUCUCCCGCCGUGACGCCCAGUUCGUGGACGCCAUUCACACAAGCGCCGGAGGAAAAGUUAUCAAGGGAGAGUUCGGUAUCCUGAAGCCCUUUGGUCACGUGGACUUCUACCCAAACGGUGGCCAGAAGCAGCCCGGAUGUCCGAAGCUUGAGCUGUACUGCGACCACAAGCUGUCCAAGGACUUCUUCCUGGAGUCCCUACGUAGCCAGCGAUGCCGGUUUGUGUCGGAACCCUGCGCCGGUGGCCUGGACGCUCUGCUGGCGGACCGCUGCACACGGAGGGGCGACCGCGGCGAGAUGGGCUACUUCGCGGACCGGGCGCCCGGCCGAGGCGUCCAGACGUUGGAGACCAACGAUGCGGCGCCUUACUGCCGCGAGAGGCACGUGCCCAGGAACCCGUCCCGAGACGACACACCAAGGCGCGACCGCAACAGACGACCGGCCAGAAAUUAAGACUUGCAAUCGUACGCGACGUCUCUGAAGACUCUUCGGUUCUCUCAGUCAAUAAACACUCAGGAUCUCGGUUUUUUUCCGAAAUCAACAA
This is a messenger RNA of Dermacentor silvarum, 1480 nucleotides long. RefSeq names its product pancreatic lipase-related protein 2. The transcript is spliced from 7 exons. Gene Ontology annotation, biological process: lipid metabolic process. The coding region runs from base 130 to 1389 and encodes 419 amino acids. Lineage: Eukaryota; Metazoa; Arthropoda; Arachnida; Ixodida; Ixodidae. The record is from RefSeq and is a predicted model, not a curated record. Gene Ontology annotation, molecular function: lipase activity.